This is a messenger RNA of Micromonas pusilla CCMP1545, 1212 nucleotides long. RefSeq lists its product as uncharacterized. The transcript has 2 exons. The record is from RefSeq and is a predicted model, not a curated record. The coding region runs from base 1 to 1212 and encodes 403 amino acids. NCBI's taxonomy places the organism in Eukaryota, Viridiplantae, Chlorophyta, Mamiellophyceae, Mamiellales, Mamiellaceae.
AUGAACACCGUCCCGAUACCCAAGCGGAAACUCCUCCUGUGCGUCCGGUUCGACCUCUCGGAGACGGAGUCCGCGGUGGGCGCGAUCGACGCGCGCUCGGGCGGCGUCGUCCACGACGAGUGCGCGAAAGCCGCCGCGGGCGCGUCCAACCUGCUCGACCCGAUCGGCGUCGUCGGCUCGUGCGUCGCGACCGCGGGGGAGCUGUCCAUCGAGGACGCGCAGGCGCUCCCGUUCGUCGCGUCGGCGACGCUCGGAUGCGCGGACCCCGCGGUGGAGUUCAGCUGGGCGUACUCGUCCACGGCCCCGGUCGCGGUGAUGCGCGUCCUCGUCUCGCUCGCUAAGUGCGACGGCGUCACCGCGCUUCGGAUCGGCCUCCACGCGAUGGAGCUCCUCGAGGGCGGGCCCAACGACGGGAAGAUCUCGUCUCCGGGAGGGUUCGCCGCGCCGCCGCCGAUUCGGCCCGGGUUGCGACACGCGCUGAAUUUCGCCAACAUGCUUCGUCGCACGCUCUCGUCCAUCGUCGCCGCGUCCGCGUUCAAGCUCGGCGACCCGCUCGGGGCGAACAAGUUGAUCGGCGCGAAAGAGGGCGUGAUCGUCCCGACGACCGCGAGGUCGACGAUCGCGUACUGGGCGCAGGAGAAGCCGGCGCCGACGUCGUUCGCGUUGUACGCGGCGGCGUCGCCCAAGUCGAAGAAGGCCGAGGGCGGCGAGACUGUAAAACCAUACCGCGCGUUCCUCUCCGCGAUCGAGAACUGGCGCGUUAAGCUCGGCCUGCGCGCGUGCUUCGUGCUCGUGAACCAAAGACCGCUCGUCGUGCCAACGGAGGUGCGAAAGGUCACGGACAUCGCGGACGAUCGCGACUUCAGAGUUCGCUACGCCGGCGCGUUCGGCGGACCCGAAGCGCCGCCUGGCGACGACGUCUGGCCUCUGAACAACUUCUACAUGGCGAACGUCGUGUUCGUGAACAACUACGGGCGGCACGCGCGGACGUUCAAGGCGAAGGCGACGGCGUUCAUGUGGGACUGGAUAGGCAUGGGCGCGCACGUGUGGGGCGGGGGGUGCGUGGAGAUCAACGGGAGAUUUCUCGCGUGGGUUCGAGGGACGAGGGAGGGGAUCGACGCGUGCGAGGACGAGCUCGCGGGCGCGGUGGGGGCGAAGAAGGAGGCGCUGACGCAGGCGAGGUGGGACGUCAUCGUGCCCGGCGGAAAGUAA